GUUGAACGUGCACAACGAGCUCUAUUCGCUCAGCCCGGUACGCGCUGACAGCCAAAAGAUGCUUCUGUCGCCACAAAAGAAGCCCCGGUCAAUAUCCAAAGUGCCUUAUCGAGUGCUGGACGCCCCGGAGCUCGCUGACGAUUUCUACCUUAAUCUGGUUGACUGGGGCUCUCAGGAUGUCUUGGGAGUCGGUUUAGGGUCCUGUGUGUACUUGUGGGACGCUUCCAGCGGGUCUGUGAACCGGUUGUGCGAUUUGGGCUCCAACGACACUAUAACAAGCUUAUCGUGGAUCGGAGCCGGCACACAUCUGGCGAUCGGAACCAGUUCAGGAUUGGUGGAGAUUUGGGACGCCACGAUGGGCAGAUGCACGCGUACAAUGACAGGUCAUUCGUCACGGGCAUCUUCGUUGGCAUGGAACCAACAUAUACUGACUUCUGGAUCAAGAGAUAGAUCCAUUCUGCACCGAGACGUGCGAGAUCCGUCACACUAUAUCAAGCGACUCGAAAGACACAAACAGGAGGUGUGUGGGCUGAGAUGGAACAUCGAAGAAAACAAGCUUGCCUCGGGAGGCAACGAUAACAAGCUUUUGGUUUGGGAAGGCCUGAACGAAGAGCCGCUUUUUAGAUUUACCGAGCACCAGGCCGCGGUCAAGGCGAUCGCGUGGUCACCGCACCAGCGUGGAAUUCUCGCUUCCGGUGGAGGAACUGCAGAUCGAAGAAUCAAGAUCUGGAAUACCAUCACAGGACUGAAAAUCAACGAUGUCGAUACAGGAUCGCAGGUCUGCAAUUUGGCAUGGUCAAAGAACUCAAACGAGAUUGUUUCCACGCACGGCUACUCCAGAAAUCAGAUCGUGAUUUGGAAAUAUAAUACGAUGCAGCAGAUCGCGUCUUUGACAGGACAUACCUACAGAGUUUUGUAUCUGGCCAUGUCUCCAGAUGGCCAGACCAUUGUCACCGGCGCUGGGGAUGAGACUCUGAGAUUUUGGAAUGUGUUUGAGAAAAAUAAAAAUGACACGGGUCCUCCAUCCGUUCUUCUCGACGCCUUCAUGCAACUCAGAUGAUCUCUACAGUCCAUCUAUAGAUUCAUACGAUUAUAUUUAUCUUCCACACCUCA
This is a messenger RNA of Ogataea polymorpha, 1113 nucleotides long. RefSeq lists its product as uncharacterized. The coding region runs from base 59 to 1060 and encodes 333 amino acids. The transcript has a single exon. Gene Ontology annotation, molecular function: ubiquitin ligase activator activity; anaphase-promoting complex binding; protein binding. Gene Ontology annotation, cellular component: anaphase-promoting complex. NCBI's taxonomy places the organism in Eukaryota, Fungi, Ascomycota, Pichiomycetes, Pichiales, Pichiaceae. The record is from RefSeq and is a predicted model, not a curated record. Gene Ontology annotation, biological process: anaphase-promoting complex-dependent catabolic process; positive regulation of anaphase-promoting complex-dependent catabolic process; positive regulation of ubiquitin protein ligase activity.